GAUCUCCUCAGGCUGCAGUGCAGGCACUCGUGUUGCUGCUACGCAGACGGCACACCGGGGGGGGGGCACGUCCGGCACUCCUGAUCUCUCUCGUCCCCCAUUUCUGCAGCUGCCACGCUGCCUCCGUGCCGCCGCGUUGCGCGGCUGGGAUGUCCCGCUCCUCCGCAGAGGGUGCUCCUGGCAGCCCGCACUUUGCUAUUGGACGUUUCCUGGUAGGGAGCAGCGGAUCAGGAGGUCACACACAGGCACUGCGGGGUCUGGGGUGAGGAGCCCAGGCUGCAGACAUCCAAUCAUUCCCCAAGUCCUUUCCUAUAUUUCCAUUGUGACGGAGAGCGGGGACGCCGUCAGUGACCGCAGUUUGGCAGAGUGCCGUGGGUUAGACGCAGAUCUUCAGAAGAUGCCCUCAGUUAUGGCAGCUGCAGCCCACCAAGGGCACUGAAGCUCCCAGCAGAGAGCCACCAGAGCCACACAGCUCCUGCUAGCGGCGGCUGCUCUACCCAGCAUGCAGAAGGGGUGCGAAGCCGCUUCAGGGACCGACUCCGGGUCCAAGUCUGCGUCCGGGGCUGCUUCUGUUUACCCAGUGCCUCAUGGGGAGGAGGACGAGCAGAAGGAGAAGCGAGAGGAGCCGGAGGCGGAGUACCUGAGCUCCCGCUGCAUCCUCUUCACCUACUACCGCGGGGACAUUAGCAGCGUGGUGGACGAGCACUUCUCCAGGGCACUUAGCGCCUACAUGGAGGGAGAGAGCAAGAGGCACAACGCAGCUGUCAGGGCAGACCACCCCACCCUGAGCGGUCGCCGUAACUUCCCUCCAUCCUUCUGGGACAGUAACUACCCCUCCGCACACAGCCGUCUCCCCCCCGAGGGAGCCGCCCCAUACCCAGUGGAUCCUUACUCCCCCAGCCUGCACCCUGGUCUGCCCCAUCCACACCCGCACCCCCACCCCGCCGAGACAUGGGGCUACGCCCAGGGUCAGACAUUCACUCCAGCUCAGUCUCUGCACGAACUUUACACCCCCGCGGGCCUGGAGCCCCACUACAGCCCCCUGCUUAUGCCUGCUAUACGGCCUGCUCACCUGCCCACCCUGGCUGCACACUAUGAUGUUGGCAAGCUCGAUGGCGCCCCCUCCUGGCCGGGCCUCCUGCAGCCGGGAGACAUGGCCCAGACACUGGCUCUGAACAUGGAUCCAGGUCUGCAGCACCAUAAGAAGCGGAAGGAGCUGUACUGGUUCUAACCGCCGGCAUCACAGGUCGCUGUGAAAGGCGGCCGAGACACACGGUCUCUCUCACCCCGGAGACAGAAAGUAAACAUGUCUCACGUGGGGAGGGGCCUUGUCUGACGGGGCCCGCCAGCGCACUUGCGCUUUUGCCGCUGCUGGAAAGCAGACAGACUCUUGGUCCCACCAGGGGACAGCAUGGGCAGCAGGCAGCGGAUGGAGGGUGUCCUGCCUCGAACCCUGACCGGCCGCAUGGUGACCUCAGCGACACAUUCACACUGCACUCAGUGAUGGUCGAGAAAUGAGGCUGCUUUUGCUGCUGCUGUUUGAGCGCUUUACUUAUCUAUUUAUUUCCGUUUAUGUAUGACGCAAGCUCUGUUUGGAUAACAACGAUAAGCUGCAGCACUUCCUGGCUAUUAUGAUCUGCUGAAUAACCAGCCAGCACUGAGAUACAUAUGAGCGUUAACAUUUUUCAGAAACACUAAAGAAUAUGAUGUACGGAUGGAUGUCGGUUUGGCGGCUCAGCAGGCGGCCCUGGGGGUGGGGGGGGGUGCGCACCCUGAGAAUUGGGCCCCACCCUUAGGGCGGAGUAGGGUGGGCCCGGCCAGUAAGGAGUUCAUCCAUCCCAGCUAAUCUCAGAAUGCUCUAAACCAGCCAAAGCUUUUUAAAAUCAGACUUCAGACCGGUGCAUCCUCUGGCUCUCAGCCUCCCUUCCAGACCCUCCUGUUUCCCCAUCUUGCUGCUCCAGUCACCACACACAUAUCUGACGGUUGGAAAAGGCUGCAUUUCUCACCUCUGCUUGAGAUCCUCUUUGGAUCUGAGCUAUCAGCUGACCAAUGAGCCUAGUGACAUGUGAAGCAUGUAUCUACCUGUUGCAGAGUUAUAGAUGUGUUUCAGUUCAUAUUCCUGCUCUGUGUUCCAUAAAAUAGGCUAAUAAACAGAACAGACUUGCGCUGAUAUAUGUAUUGUCCCCAACACCAGCACAGCUGUCAAACCAAGAGCUCCCAUGUGUGAAUGCACCAAGUCCUUGGUGAACGCCUCUGUUCGCUGGUAUUCAUGAAGGUGUCCGCAUUGCAGUUUACCUGCGUUUCCUCUUCAUUCACUUCAUCUUCCUGCGUCUCCGUCAAAUAAGCCCUUCUCUGCUACUACAGGCAGCACCAGGCAUCACGAUCUGCCGAAACAAGUAGUGAGACUCGGCUUUAGGAGGGAGCUGCAGUCUCAGAAGAGGCGGCCUGAGGUGGACCGUAACGCCCAGACACACGGAGGAUGCGCAGGGGGCUGUGGGCAGCACGAUGGACUAGGGCACCCGGGUAGCGACUGAAUGCUGGAUCCUGGGUCUGAGGGACAGAAAAGCCCCCAACAAGGCACUAUAUUAUAAACUAUCACAUGGUCUGAUUACCAUCUGAAACAUAUCAAUAUAUUGCAAUAAUUGCAGACAAGAGUAUGUCUCGUCACCUUUCCGCUCAAGGUGGAUUAUAACGACUCCAAAGUAACUAUCCCAUUCAUUCAUUCGCCAGGUAUUUGCGUUUGUUUUGCAUUUAGUUUUUCUGAAUAUGGGAAGAGAAAUUACGCACUUUACACAUUCAUUUAUGUUGAUGUGUUUUCACGUGCGCGAAAUCUGUUACGCCAUAUUGGGCUAUUCUGCAGUUAUGCUUGUUCGGUUUUGGAUGUAUAGUUUUCAAUGUACCGUUUUCAUUUAAAUUAUCGUUCAUAAUAAUAAAGUGUUAAUAAAUUGUUGUAGGACCGUC
Paramormyrops kingsleyae is the source of this 2961-nucleotide messenger RNA. It is a transcript of the gene vgll2b, whose product is annotated as vestigial-like family member 2b. Lineage: Eukaryota; Metazoa; Chordata; Actinopteri; Osteoglossiformes; Mormyridae. The record is from RefSeq and is a predicted model, not a curated record. Gene Ontology annotation, biological process: regulation of DNA-templated transcription. Gene Ontology annotation, cellular component: nucleus.